GACGUAUAUAACGAGGGUGGACGCGAGCAGUGGUGGUAGCAGCAAGUUUCGACAUCUUCCGCUACACGACUCGACCGCAACACAGUCCAAUCGCAUACUUCAGCGACGAUGACGACUGUUACUGCUUGGCUUAUCACAGGGGCAUCCCGUGGCCUCGGUUUCGAGCUCGUCCGCCAGCUUACCUCCAUGCCCAACAACCUUGUAAUCGCCGCCUGCCGGAACCCGUCCUCCGCGUCGCAGCUGCAGGCCCUCGGGCACGCGGCCGGCGCAGAGCUGCACACCGUGAAGCUCGACGUGAACAGCGAGGAGAGCAUGCGUGCGAGCGUCGGGCAGGUCGAGGCCGUGUUGAAGGGCCGUGGGCUCGACUACUUGUACAACAAUGCCGGAAUCUGCCCGCGCGACGAAGCAUUCGACUUCUCCUACAGCGAAUUGCUGUCACUGCUCCAAACGAACAUCGCCGCGCCUGCGAUGAUGGGCCAGCUCUACGCGCCGCUCCUCGCGAAGGGCGCCAAGAAGACGAUCGUCAACAUCAGCUCGGGUACUGCGAGCAUCGGGAAGGACAACGGGACUGCGAUGGCGACGUACAGCAUGAGUAAGACCGCGGUCAACAUGCUGACGUACAAGCAGAGCAAGGCUCGCCCGGAGUUUACUGUCAUUUCGCUGAGUCCUGGCUGGGUGAAGACGGACAUGGGCGGCUCCAGCGCGGCGUUGGAGCCCACGGAGAGCGCCGCGGGACAGCUGAAGGUGGUGCUGGGGCUCACGAAGGGGGACUCGGGCAGAUUCUUUGCGUAUGACGGGCAAGAGCUGCCUUGGUAAAUGCGUUCCAGUGAGUGCUAUGUGAGAGGUGUGUGCAUUGUAUCGAUGAUGAUGAUGAGUGCCGAAUGCGCAUACAGUGUGGUGCUUCCACCGAGUCAGUGUGACUACGGGAUUGAUGCUGGAUGGUAUUGGCCCUAGGCUCCCUUCGUCAACGUCAGCG
This is a messenger RNA of Rhodofomes roseus, 976 nucleotides long. RefSeq names its product NAD-P-binding protein. Gene Ontology annotation, molecular function: oxidoreductase activity. The transcript is spliced from 4 exons. Lineage: Eukaryota; Fungi; Basidiomycota; Agaricomycetes; Polyporales; Fomitopsidaceae. The record is from RefSeq and is a predicted model, not a curated record. The coding region runs from base 109 to 816 and encodes 235 amino acids.